Molecule: messenger RNA, 603 nt
Organism: Ostertagia ostertagi
Lineage: Eukaryota; Metazoa; Nematoda; Chromadorea; Rhabditida; Trichostrongylidae
Source: the annotation of a GenBank genome assembly
AUGAAACCCGCCCCUGCACCGGCAGUGAAGAUACGUCCCCCAGCGGAGCAUCAGAUGAAAGGAACAUACGAUCCGAAUUAUCAAACACUGGCAGGGUUGAACAAUGAGGAAGUCUUCAAGAGGAAGGAUGGUGGCGUAGAAGAGGCUGCUGGAGGCGGUGGCGGACUGAAAAUACGUGCUCCAGCAGAACAUCAAAUGAAAGGAACUUAUGAUCCAAACUAUCAGACCCUAGCAGGAAUGAAUAACGACGAAGUUUUCAAGAGAAAGGACGGUGGAAGCAAGGACGACAUGAAGAAGGCUAGCGGCGAGUUCAAAAUACGGCCUCCUGCUGAUAAUCCUGCGGAAAAGAAAGGAACGUAUGAUCCCAACUAUCAAACCUUGGCCGGAAUGAACAAUGAUGAUGUUUUCAAAAGAAAAGAUGAGAAUAACUUCAAAAAAGAUGACGGUGGAAAUGAAGACGGUGCACCAAAAAUAAGAGCUCCACAAGAAAAGCGUAUAGUCGGAACGUACGAUCCAAAUUAUCAGACGCUAGCCAACCUUGGAAACGAUUGCUUCGGGCAGGAUAAGAAAAAACCGGAAGGUCCAGACUUCCUGACGUACUAG